CUCAGCUGUGCCGGACGAGCCGAGGCUGACAUCCCGGGGUCCGGGGAGCCCGUCGGGGUCAUGGCCGCUCGCUGACAGGGCCCUGCGAGGGGCGAAGGGGCCGAGGCUGCCCCGCUGCACCCGUCCCCGGCCCUGAAACCUGCGGGCCCGGCGCUCGGCGUUCCCGCUUAGUACUGCCGCCGCCGCCGCCGGUCGGGGAGCGCGAUGAGUUGGUUCAACGCCUCCCAGCUCUCCAGCUUCGCCAAGCAGGCCCUGUCCCAGGCCCAGAAGUCCAUCGACAGGGUCCUGGACAUCCAAGAGGAGGAGCCGGGCGCCUGGGCCGAGACCAUUCCGUACGGAGAGCCCGGAAUAAGUUCUGUCAGCGGAGGAUGGGACAGUUCAAAUUGGGGGCUGAAAACCAACGCAGAACCCCAGAGUCCACCAGCAGCCUCCCCUAAAGCCAUCACAAAGCCGGUCCGGAGGACUGUGGUCGACGAAUCGGAGAACUUCUUCAGCGCCUUCCUCCCUCCAGUGGACGUGCAGACUGUUCAGAAGAGUGCAGUGGUAUCAAAGCCUCCUGCCAAGUCACAGCGACCAGAAAAGGAGGUGCAGAGCACCUUGCACGAAUCCUUGCACACUGGACAGUCAAGAGCUACGGACCCAACCGAAGCAAAAGUGAAAGACUCUUCGUGUGCGUCAGGGGAGGCUCAGGCAGUAGAAGUUCCAGCUCCUAAACCUGAAGGCCAGCAGGAAGAAACUGCUAGUAAGGAAUCUGAUAGCAAGGCCCCGACUGUGCAUUUAAAAGUAUCUGAAACGGUCGUUAAUGUGAAAACACCUGCAGAAAGUGUGCCUCAUCUGUCCACACAGUCUCUCGCCGUGGAAACCAAGGAACAAAAACACGAAGACAGACAGAGCAAUACCCCGUCUCCUCCCAUUAGUACUUUCUCCUCAGGCACUUCUACCACCAGCGAUAUUGAAGUUUUAGAUCAUGAAAGUGUAAUAAGUGAGAGCUCGGCAAGUUCGAGACAGGAGGCCACAGAUUCGAAAUCAAGUCUUCACCUGAUGCACACAUCUUUUCAGCUGCUCUCUGCGUCUGCUUGCCCUGAGUAUAACCGUUUAGACGAGUUCCAGAAGCUCACCGAGAGUUGCUGCUCAUCUGAUGCUUUCGAAAGAAUAGACUCAUUUAGUGUACAGUCCUUAGAUAGCCGGAGUGUGAGCGAGAUCAACUCCGACGAUGAGUUAUCAGGCAAGGGGUAUGCGUCAGUGCCUAUUGUGGUUAGUCCGUCAACUCCAAAGACUAAAAAAACCGAGUCUGUGGAAGGCAAAUCUCAAGAUGAAGUGAAUGAAACAUUAAUUAUACCCACUGAGGAGGCAGAAAUGGAAGAAAGUGGGCGAAGCGCAACACCUGUUAACAGCGAUCAGCCUGACAUCUUGGUUUCUCCUGCCCCAAUAAAUGAGGAGCAGAGUGUCUUAGCCAAGGUGGUUGAGCAGAGUGAAGCUGCUGAGAGUCAGCCGGAAUCACUUCCUGAGAAGGAAGAUAUUAGCAAGACAGUUGAAUUUCUGAAUGAGAAACUGGAAAAAAGAGAGGCUCAGUUAUUAACACUUAGUAAAGAAAAAGCACUUUUAGAAGAAGCUUAUGAUAACCUGAAAGAUGAAGUGUUUCGAGUGAAAGAAGAAAGUAGUAGUAUUUCUUCGUUGAAAGAUGAAUUCACUCAAAGAAUUGCAGAAGCAGAGAAGAAAGUUCAGCUAGCAUGCAAAGAGAGAGAUGCUGCUAAAAAGGAAGUGAAAAAUAUAAAAGAGGAACUUGCCACAAGAUUAAACAGUAGUCAGACUGCUGACCUUUUGAAAGAAAAAGACGAGCAGAUUCGAGGGUUGAUGGAAGAAGGAGAAAAACUUUCAAAACAGCAGCUACAUAAUUCUAACAUCAUUAAGAAAUUAAGAGCUAAAGACAAAGAAAAUGAAAAUACUAUUACAAAGCUGAACAAGAAAGUUAAAGAGCUAGAAGAGGAGUUGCAGCAUUUAAAACAGGUCCUAGAUGGCAAAGAAGAUGUUGAGAAGCAACAUAGAGAAAAUAUUAAAAAGCUCAAUACUGUGGUAGAACGCCAGGAGAAGGAUCUUGGCCGACUCCAGGUAGACAAAGAAGAACUUGAAGAAAAGAACCGAAGUAUUCAGGCCGCCCUGGAUAGUGCAUACAAAGAACUUACUGAUCUUCACAAAGCGAAUGCUGCAAAGGAUAGUGAGGCACAAGAGGCUGCUCUGAGUCGGGAAAUGAGAGCAAAGGAAGAACUGUCCUCAGCACUGGAGAAGGUCCAGGAAGAGGCCCGUCAGCAGCAAGAAACAUUGGCUCUUCAAGUGGGGGACCUUAGGCUGGCACUGCAGCGUGCAGAACAAGCUGCUGCUAGGAAAGAAGAUUAUUUACGCCACGAGAUCAGUGAACUCCAGCAGAGACUUCAAGAAGCAGAGAAUCGAAACCAGGAACUGAGUCAAAGUGUUUCAUCAGCAUCCAGACCGUUGCUUCGACAAAUAGAAAAUUUGCAAGCAACUCUAGGAUCCCAGACAUUAUCAUGGGAGAAACUGGAGAAGAAUCUUUCUGAUAGGCUUGGUGAAUCCCAGACCUUGUUGGCAGCAGCAGUUGAAAGAGAGCGAGCAGCUACAGAAGAACUUCUGGCCAACAAAAUUCAGAUGUCUUCCAUGGAGUCACAGAAUUCUUUGUUAAGACAGGAAAACAGUAGAUUUCAGGCCCAGCUGGAUUCAGAGAAAAAUAAGCUAAGAAAAUUAGAAGAUGAAAAUAAUCGAUAUCAAGUCGAAUUAGAAAACCUGAAAGAUGAAUAUGUAAGAACACUUGAAGAAACAAAGAAAGAAAAGACACUACUGAAUAGCCAAUUAGAAAUGGAAAAAAUGAAAGUGGAACAAGAAAGGAAGAAAGCCAUUUUCACUCAAGAAGUAAUAAAAGAAAAGGAACGCAAGCCUUUUUCUGUGUCUAGCACUCCAACCCUGUCACGGUCAAGUUCUAUAAGUGGAGUUGAUAUGGCCGGACUACAAACGUCUUUUCUUUCUCAGGAUGAGUCUCAUGAUCACUCGUUUGGACCAAUGUCUGUAUCAGCAAAUGGAAGCAACCUGUAUGAAGCUGUGAGGAUGGGGGCAGGAUCAAGCAUUAUUGAAAACCUACAGUCUCAGUUAAAGCUAAGGGAAGGAGAAAUUACUCACUUACAGCUAGAAAUUGGCAAUCUAGAAAAAACUCGCUCAAUAAUGGCUGAAGAGCUGGUUAAAUUAACAAAUCAAACUGAUGAACUUGAAGAGAAAGUAAAGGAAAUACCAAAACUUCGAACUCAGCUAAGAGAUUUGGAUCAGAGAUACAAUACUAUCCUGCAGAUGUAUGGAGAAAAAGCAGAAGAGGCAGAAGAACUUCGAUUAGAUCUUGAAGAUGUAAAAAAUAUGUAUAAGAGUCAAAUUGAUGAACUUUUACGACAGAGGCUUGCUUAACUUCUGAAAAUUGAGUUCUUAGUAAACUGAAUGUAAACAUUUAAUAUCUAACUGCAGACUUCAAUAAAUUCUUUUAUAGAAUUAGAAAAUGGAAUUUGCUGUAGAAUGCCAAAAUUUGAAGAUUUUCUGCAGUAUGUAGUAAUAUUUGUGGUUAAAUUAUUUUGUGCAAUAUUUGAACUUUAUUUUUGAAACUAUUCUUUAAAGAUUUAUUUUUCAAAGCAUCUGAUUUUUUCUUUUUGCCUUAAAUAGCACAGAAAUUUAUUACUUUAUCCUCAUAUCAGUAUGGUUGGGGAAGGAGAAUGGUGUUCAUUUAUGUAUAGAUAUAAAAAUAACUAAUUGUCACUGUAAUUUAUAUGUUUGUGUAUAUUAACGGCGUUAAUGUACUGAAACUUUUAAAUCUUUCAUACAAAUCUUUAACAUGAUUGCUACUCAUGCAAAUGUAUAUUAAAUGUUGAAGUAGGAAAGUUACUAAACCUGUGGCUAUUAAAGUUUACACAGAUUUUGAGUAGAAGUCACACUGACAUUGAGAUUUGAAGAAUGAGUAACUUUAAAAAGUUUACUCUGAAAUUUUAUUUUGCCCAGCUUCCACAAUUCAAGUCAAUAAAUUUUGCUGUUUUUAGGUACCUGUAUGGAGAAAGCUAUACAAAUUUAAAGGUGUUGAGACGUAAGUAAAUAAUAGAAAAAGUUCAGUUAUACUGAGUUUGUAAUGACAUUAAUAACACUUAAGUGAUUUUACUGUCCUAUAAAAUGAAUCCAAAAUAAUGCCAUUAGCAUAAUUUUCUCUGAACAUUUCCUGUUUGCAUUUGUAAAACCUUGCUUUUGGGAACAUUAAAAAUUGUUUGAUAUUACAGAAUGUCAGUAAUAUAAAAGAUUGUAGGAAUUCAUUUAAAGUUGGUAUUUUAUAUCUCUACUUACCACUUAAUUUUUUUUCGUGAAGCUUUAAACACAAAAAUAACAUGGAAUAGCUUUAGAAAACAGCUGUGCUUUCUUCCAAGCGUUAUUUCAUUCAGAAGUUAACCAGGCUAUUUUAGACCUGUGAAAUAUUUUGAUACAUUUUGUAACUGAGUGACAUUUAACCAUCUUUGUUUGCAAAUUACGCUGGCAUUUAAUGUUUUCGCUAAAUAGUAGUACUUUAGAGGAAGACCAUCUUGAAGAUUUGGGGGAGCUUUCCAGGGCAGACCAGGUGACCUCAUUUUUGUUUGUUUUGUAUUCCGGGCAGUCUUUCUGUCACUGGAGCUCUGAUUUAUGGCAUUAAUAAAUCUUUUGGUGUGAGCCAAAUUCAUAAGGUCAGUUUUCUGUAUUUUAGUGUUUAAAAACUAGUCUGUUAACUUUUUGUCAGCUUGAUUUUUUUUUUUUAAUGUUCAAAAGCAGAAUGACAAGACUAAUAGCAAUAAGAAUAGAGAAACUACAGGAAACUGAACUAGGCAGAAUUCUGUGAAGCAUUUGAAAGUAGCAGUUUAGGAAUUAUGAAACAAUCCUUUAAAAAUAUACGUUGUAAAAAAAGACCUAAAACCUUCAUUUGCAGAGAAACAAUUGAAUUAAAACUUCAUUUUGUCUUUUAGUGUUAUAAUAUUGAAUGUUCCUUUGUCAGGCCUCAUUCAUGCUACUUUUCACUGAAAAGUUGAAAGUGUUCAGCCUCUUAGCAGUGACAGUUAUUUAAAUCUCUGCAUAUUCCCUUAUAUUGUUUUUUAUUCAUAAGCAGAGUUGAUAUUCACACUAAUCUUGCUUUGAUUACUGUGCUCUGAGAUCCCGAAGUCAUGCCGAAGUUCAGAAGAUGUGCUGAGUCAGCCUCUUGGAAACUGCCAGUUAAUGGCAUACUGUCUGUUGAAUAAUUGGUUGCCACAUGUUGCUGUUUUGUCAUUAAAACUUCCCAGUCCAUAAAAUGUAUUCUUAGUCUGAUGGAUAAGAAACUAGUUUAAAAUUUGUUGCCACCAUGUUAAAAGAGAGGAAGACUGCUAAUGAUAGAAAAAGAAAAAGAAUAAAAGAGGUGAGCUUCCUUGUUGGGUGACAUUCAUAAAUAGGACAAAGAACAGAAUGCUUACAACUCUUAGGAGGUAUGUUGGAAUUAACCUUUCUUGCCUUAUGUUUGCCUUUUUUUUUUUUGAGAACCUCCAGUUGUAUAAUGUUUAGCAUGUGGAAUGUACCAGAUAUUUCCGUAUUGUGAUUUAAGAUAUUAUAAACUUGAUCUAGAAAAACGCGAGUUUUUAUGGUUAAGUAAGUGAAAAGAAUGUUCAGGGAAGUUUCUUUUUUAUUCAUGAUAUCUCAAAUGACAUGUUCAUUUAUUAAUUUAAAUUUUAUUUGGACAUAUCAAGAGCAUAUAAUUUGAAGUAUUUACAGAAUAGCCAUAAGAAAUAAGAGAAAGUGGUGCAGAUGUCGUAUUUUGUUUACUGUUGUUGGUUUAAUGCAUAUGUAUGUUUAUGUUCUAGUGUAUUAUAAUUUUUCGUUUCAGUUGAAGAAAUGUUAAUCUGAUUUUUCCUAUUAUAGGUCAGUUUUAAACAAUAUAAAUUUUCAUAAUGUUUUGUAAAGGGCUAAAAGUGUGAUUAAGAUUGCUACUAUAAUAUUUUAAUUCUAAAUGAAAAACAAUGUAAAUAAUAAAUAUGGAUCUGAUUUGAAUAAAGAUUUUACAAUAGUAA
Ochotona curzoniae (black-lipped pika) is the source of this 6095-nucleotide messenger RNA. It is a transcript of the gene TMF1, whose product is annotated as TATA element modulatory factor 1. Gene Ontology annotation, cellular component: endoplasmic reticulum; Golgi apparatus. The transcript is spliced from 17 exons. The record is from RefSeq and is a predicted model, not a curated record. Bases 205 to 3462 code for a protein of 1085 amino acids. Lineage: Eukaryota; Metazoa; Chordata; Mammalia; Lagomorpha; Ochotonidae.